Molecule: messenger RNA, 2556 nt
Organism: Cylicocyclus nassatus
Lineage: Eukaryota; Metazoa; Nematoda; Chromadorea; Rhabditida; Strongylidae
Source: the annotation of a GenBank genome assembly
CUUUUUCACUUCCACCUGGAAAAGUAUAAUAUAGAAGAAGUAAACGAAGGAAGUUGACACAGGUAGGAGUUGUUGGGUGUUUUGUGAAUCUCCUGAUAGGGAAGUGUGCCUUCGUUGCUUGACUUCCGCUGGCUGCUCGUUUCUGCUUGAACACGUCAAUGCCGUCGUGAUUAUGUGUUUUUUACGUUGGAAUUCAUGCUGUAUGUGCUUCAGCUGGUGAGGUUUAUGGCUAGAAAUGAGUCGCAAUCGCAGCCUAGCAGCUCAAAUGCGAGUCAAUCCGUUCAAAAUGGUGUGCCGAAGCAUGCGAAAAUAUCCGUGAAGGUUAUUUCGGCGAAACUCACUCUAAGUGGGGGAUUUUUGAGUAAACCAGCUGAUUCGUACGUUGAAGUUAGCGUAGAAGGUACUCAGUCAAGUAAGAAGACGUCUGUCAAGAAGAAGACCAACAGUCCCGAAUGGGAUGAGUCUCUGUCAUUGCCAGUGACGGACGCUUCUGUUCUACUCUUCCGUGUGUAUAAUCGUGCAAAACUCUUCGAUGAUCCACUGAUUGCUCAGGCCCAGACAAAAAUCGCUUCCAUACCGAAAUUGGAUAACGGAGAAUUUAAUCCGACUGCCAUAUCAAUCCAGCUGAACGGGAAGGAUAACAAUAAAAUUGGAACCUUGAAGGUGGCGUUUUCCGGCAGCACCGAUCGGAGUAGACGAAGCGCCAAUGGUCGCAUUGCUGACACCGUGGACGGCGAAGCGUCAACGUCAUCAGGUGUGAUGGCAAGGCGCACCUCGGUGAAAAGCCGUGACACUUUGACACAACAGCAGCAACAGCAGCCAGGAGAUGAGCGUCUUCCGGAUGGCUGGGAAAUGCGGUAUGAUCAAUAUGGUCGCAAAUACUAUGUGGAUCACACCACGAAAAGUACAACUUGGGAGAGGCCAUCCACUCAACCGCUGCCCUCAGGCUGGGAGAUGAGGAGGGAUCCUCGAGGAAGAGUUUACUAUGUUGAUCACAAUACUCGGACUACUACUUGGCAGAGACCCACAGCAGAUAUGCUUGAAGCACAUGAACAGUGGCAGUCCGGUAGAGAUCAGGCUAUGCAUCAGUGGGAACAAAGAUUUUUGUUGCAGGCGAAUUCGUUGACGGCUAGCGAUGAUCCACUUGGACCACUGCCUGAUGGCUGGGAAAAACGCGAGGAUCCGAAAACAAGACGGAUAUACUUUGUAAAUCAUGUCAAUCGAACCACGCAGUGGGAGGACCCAAGAACACAGGGGGUAUCGGAUCAACCUCUUCCUGAUGGCUGGGAAAUGCGCUUUACUGAGCAAGGUGUACCCUUCUUCAUCGAUCAUUCGACGAAGACCACCACUUAUAAUGAUCCACGUACUGGAAAACCAGUGGGGCCAAUGGGUGUCUUUGGCGUCUCAAUGUCGUAUGAGAGAACAUUUAGAUGGAAAAUAGCCCAGUUCCGCUACUUGUGCCUGUCAAACAGUGUACCCAAUCAUGUGAAGAUAACAGUGUCACGCACGAAUGUAUUCGAAGAUUCAUUCCAAGAAAUUAUGCGGAAGAAUGCGGUAGAUUUGCGCCGUAGAUUGUAUAUACAGUUUCGAGGAGAGGAAGGACUCGAUUAUGGAGGAGUGGCUAGGGAGUGGUUUUUCCUGCUUUCGCAUGAAGUACUGAAUCCGAUGUACUGCCUCUUUAUGUAUGCGGGUAACAGCAACUACAGUCUUCAAAUCAAUCCUGCUUCAUUUGUAAAUCCUGAUCAUCUGAAAUAUUUCGAAUAUAUUGGAAGAUUCAUUGCCAUGGCGCUUUUCCACGGAAAGUUUAUCUAUUCUGGUUUCACAAUGCCUUUCUACAAGAAGAUGCUCAGCAAGAAAAUUGCAUUAAAAGAUAUCGAGCAAGUUGACACUGAGUUCUACAAUUCACUCAUGUGGAUCAAAGACAACAAUAUUGAUGAAUGCCAGAUGGAACUGUAUUUUGUGGCGGAUUAUGAGCUGCUCGGAGAACUCAAAACGCAUGAACUGAAACCCGGUGGAACCGACAUCGCUGUGACAGAAGCGAAUAAACUCGAGUACAUCUCACUACUAGUCGAAUGGCGCUUUAACAGAGGUGUAGAGCAGCAGACUAAGGCGUUCUUCACCGGAUUCAACUCGGUGUUUCCUCUGGAAUGGUUGCAGUACUUUGACGAAAGAGAGCUUGAGCUGCUCUUGUGCGGAAUGCAGGACGUUGAUGUGGAUGACUGGCAGAGAAACACGGUCUAUCGGCAUUACGCGCCGCAGAGCAAGCAGGUCGUGUGGUUCUGGCAGUGGGUCAGAAAUCUGGAUCAAGAGAAGCGCGCACGUCUGCUGCAGUUUGUGACGGGCACGUGUCGCGUUCCGGUCGGUGGAUUCUCGGAGCUGAUGGGCAGCACCGGACCGCAGUUGUUCUGCAUCGAGCGAGUCGGCAAGGAGAAUUGGCUUCCGAGGUCUCACACCUGCUUCAACCGACUAGAUCUGCCCCCGUACAGAAGCUACGAACAGUUGUCCGAGAAGCUGAACAUGGCAAUCGAAAUGACCGAAGGCUUCGGAAACGAAUAG